Messenger RNA from Symbiodinium natans, 5766 nucleotides. The record is from the annotation of a GenBank genome assembly. NCBI's taxonomy places the organism in Eukaryota, Dinophyceae, Suessiales, Symbiodiniaceae.
AUGGGUCGCAAUGGACCAUCGCCCUCGGCCAAGCUCAAGUCUUCCAGAAGACCACCAUCCAGGUUUCGCAAUCCCACGGCUGGUGCGGAAGGUGCAGUGGGAGCAGCACAGCCUUCGGCCAAGACGACAUCUGCCACCUGGAAUAGACCUCAGGCUAGCACCGGCUGGGGAGAGGCCUGGAUGUGGAACGAGCGAGAUGCAGACUGGGGUGGUGGAUGGAGCACUACAACACAGGCGACAGCAGGAUGGUGGACGGGACAGUGGCAAAAUCAGUGGGACGGGCAGCAAUGGACUUGCCGGGUGCCGCCACCACCUCCACCACCGGCAAAAAUACGCAGUGUUACCUCGCCAGAACGCGAGGCAGGUCAGCAGGAGCAGACGGAAAGCAAGCUUGCGACACCAGGAUCCAGCCAGGAUCAGGCCAUGCCCGUGCUGCAUUCCACCUCCACUGGCUCUGCAGCCACCGGCUCCGUAACCCCUGGGAGCACACUACACACCGUCAAGGAAGAGCUUCCCAACUCUGACGACGAAUCGGGUGAGUCAACAGGAGGCACUGACCCAGGGGCCGCUGCUCAACCUCCUAUCACUGCGUCUGGUCAGCACCAUGUCGGCCUGGACCAGUUGCCCCACUCCUCGACCUCAGCCAUGGAGACGGAAGAUGCGCGGGAGCCAUCUUGCCAUACCGGCACUCAGCCCUUGCGGCUAGUUGCCCUGGCACCACAAGCAACAGGGCACGCACCUUCGGCAACUACCUGCGCAGACAACUUCACUGACGAUGAGGUACGUCACCUUGAGCAACCAGGGCCACAGGGACUACUGCUACAGCAGCUGCCUCGACAGGUGAAAGAAGAACCCCUUGACUCCGAUACUCAAUCUUCCUCCUCCGAAGCGUCGCCCUCCAGAAUCGAUGAAGCAGGGCCAAAGCAGGUAGCUUCGCAGACGCAGGUGGCUGAGCCGAUGCCGCUCGUCUCCACCACCAUGGUUUCACCGUUGCAGACCGCCGCCAGCUCCGACACCUCCACGGAUGAGCACAUUGAAGAGACUACACCGCUGGCCCAUACCCGUCAAAGCAGCAGUGACAUUGAGGGAGUGGAUACGAGUCUUUGCCCCGUUGUUAGAACGACAUGGACCUCUGAUCUCUCGCCAACCUCUCCGGCUGAGACCACUGCGAUUCCUCAGGAGAAUGUGACCUACCAGCCGCCGCCUCCAGCUGAACCACAGGUCCGACGGUCUGUCAACAAGAUCCAGGGCUGGCAGACUACAGGCACCACUGAGACAUCGCCCUCGCCCUCCUCCGAUGUCACCAUUCUGGACGAGCCUGGAACAGCAGCCUCGUCCUCUGUAGAUGCUCAUCUGGCAACGACCACACGGGUCACUAAUAAGAUGCAGAGGGUGCACUCUCCGCAUUCCCAUAUGAAAAUCAGCUUGCUUUGCAAUUGUCUGAGCGCCCUCCUGCUACGACCCCAAUACUACUCUCCAAACCCGGUUCUGUCCAUGCCAGAUGAGACGCUAAUCCAAACAGCUCUCACCACGGAUUGGCUGGGACAGGACCAGAGCUCCAGAAAGACUGCACUCGCGCCCCUCUCAGCCUGUGCUGACUAUUCUUUGUGGGGUAAACUAACGCGCAGUCAUGCUUGGGCACGUUGGAAGCUCGUGGUAGGAACCCGUCGUGUCAAAGCCCUGCGGGACUCAGCAGCGGCUGUCACAUUGUCGGGGCCUGAGCCCCCACGUGCAGCAUCUGGAUGCAGUGGCCACCACCCCAGACAUUAUCAGUGCUCCAUGUCCACGUCAUGCUUCUCCCGCUUCCUCCGUGUGCUUAUCCUUGCCAGCUUUCAUCCAUACCUAGCACUCGGCACGUCUUCGCAUGCCUCUAAUCCUGCACGAGUGGCCGUAUCUGAGCCGAUACACAGCUCUACUGCUAAGCGCUCCUACAAACGAGCUGUGAAGCGAGCCAGCCGAUUUGGAGUUACCACUUAUCUGGGUCGCACCUUCACUGCAAAACAGUUGAGAACGCACUACCAGCCAGAUAACGCAGACCGAGGGUCUCCCUCCCCACAGGCAGAGACUGCCGCACAUGGCCUGCGCGUUCUGUACUGGAACGCUGGUGGGCUACAUGCUUCCAGGCAUGCAGAGCUCAAACACUGGCUACACAUCCAGGAUCAAUCCACUCGACCAGACCUAGUCGUCAUCACUGAAACACGCUGGCCCACCACAAUGGAAUACCCUGCCACAGACUGGCAGGCCAUCCAUACUGGGGCGGGCCAGUCACAAGGGGGGAUCCUUGUGCUCGUUCACAACUCUGUAUGUCCGGCUCACGACAUCAGAUACAACGAGCUAAAGCCGGGUCGAUUACUACAUGUUCGGAUCUCGCUGCAGAAGCGUCCUGCCCUUGAUGUCCUGGCCGUAUAUCAGCACGCUUGGAACCCCGAUGGUGGAGACGGUGACAGACAAGCACGCAUCACCAGAUUGCUAGCAAACCGGUCGGACAUCUGGGAACGGAUCUCUAAAUGGGCUCGCUCGGCGCAGCUGCCGUUACCAGUGGCACCUCGCAAAGCCGGCGAGAAACAGGGCAACUCACUUAAAGAGCUGACCACAAUCAUGGCGGAUGCAUGGGCAACUGCGCUUGAUCACCCUCAGAAGCUCCUGCAACGACUCUUGACCAGCCUGAGGAAGAAGCAACACCUUGAUGCGCUCAUUAUGGAGGCCAGGAACAGCAGCAGUCCCAUGACAGCCGUUCAUCAGAUCCUGAAGCGUUAUGCACCAAAGGUCAGACAGAAAAGGCUCCAGCUCCGCACCAGUCAAGGACACAUCCUCACGCCGCAAGAAGAAAUGCAGCAGAUUGUGGGACAUUUUAAGCAGGUCUACAAACAACCUGACCAUGCACCAUCGGGCAGGCCUGUUGAUCAGGCCGUUGUCUUUGAUCCACACAAUGUGCUCCUGGCGUUCAGCAAGUUGCCUAACAAGGCUCUUCCUUCACACUUCCUGCCUGCCCCGCUAUGGCGAGCCUCAGCUCACCUUGCGACGCAGGUGUUCCAGCAGACCCUUGUGGCAGCCUGUGACCGGGAGGAACUUUUUCUGCCCAAGGCCUGGCACGAAAUACAAGUGGCACUCAUCCCAAAACCGUCUAAGCCGGCGACCUCUGCCGACUCGCUAAGACCAAUUUCACUGCUUUCGCCGAUGGCCAAAGUCCUAGCAAAGCUAGUAGCGGAGGAGAUUCGGCCCAUAGUCUCGAAGGCCGCCACGCGCAUUCCACAAUUUGCAUACCUUGAAGGGCGACAAACCUGUGACGCUAUCGACAGGGCUUUUGGCCAUUGCAGAGAAAUCCGAGAACGUCGCCAAAACGCCACGGUCACCACCCGUGAGCGGAGGGCGGGCAAAACUGCCCAAAUCGUCUCGGGAGGCGUCACGCUCUCACUUGAUCUACGCAAAGCCUUCGACAGCAUCCCCUGGCGGUGUCUGCAGCAAUGCCUUGAGCACUUCCGGAUACCUGCCUCGACUAUCCAACUUAUUUUGUACCUACAUGAGAACGCCACGUACAUUUUUAAAACUCCCAGAGCGCAGGGCUCUGUGCUGGCGGGGCAAGGCAUCAGGCAGGGCUGCGGAUUAGCGCCCAUGCUCUGGACGCUAUACUCCCUUUAUCUUGCAUCCAAACUUGACACUGCUGCGCCCUCUGCACUUAAAACUUUCUUUGCGGACGAUUUUCUAGCGCAAUGGACGAUCGAGACCUGGUCAGACAUGAAAAGUGUCCCCACGCAAAUUUCAAAAAUAGUAGCAGUCUUAGAAGAUCAUGGUAUGCAACUUAGUCCGGGCAAGACAGUGGUACUUUACUCGCUUUGGGGUACGCAGGUACAUGCAUGCCUCAAGCCCAUGCUGUGUCAACAUGCCACUCUCGGCAAAUGCCUGCGAAUUGGGACUGCUAACCUCACGGGAAAGAGCUACCUCUUGCCGGUUGUCAUGUCCCAUGAGUACCUUGGCGUCAAACUUUCGUACAAAAACUUUGAGUGGCAAACCCUUAAGCACCGGCUACGCCAUUCCUGGAUUGCCUACAAUCGGUUAUCCGCCUUGCUGAAGUCUAAAGCCCUGCCAGUGCAUAAGCGAUUGCAGCUGCAUCAAUGCAUAUGUCUCGCCACCCUUCGAUAUGGGCUCUCCUGUACAGGCCUGACCAUGGCUGGUAGACAGAAAGUCUAUGGUACUGUCCUUCGACAAUGGCGAGCUUUGGCUAAUAACCUUCCUCACAUCACUGGGCUGUCUAAUGCGACCUUCUUGACAAACUUUCACCUGGCUGACCCCCUGGAUGGCUUGGACGCUAUUUUGAUCAAAAGGCUAGAUAAGGUAGAAUCAGGGCCUAUUGCACCACUACAGCCACCCGUCGUCAAACGAUGGUGGGAACACCUCCGUAAAAUCACCAAUGAUCCGACUGUUACGCAGACGACAAGCAAGGUGCCCCUCAGGCAUCAGGAUGCCAGACCCCCAGCUCCAUGUGAUGUCUGCGGCCUUUCCUUUCCCAAUGAGGCCACGUUACGUUGGCACAUCUCCAACGUGCAUGUCAAGCUGACUAAAGAGCAACAUCACGCGAAGGAGGACGAGGCUUUUCUGCAGGAAGCUCAGUCGGAUGAUUGGAAGCAACUUGCGCAGAAAAUCCGCGCCAUUGGGCGAUUGCACUACUGCCCCUUCUGCAACCUUUGGAUGGCCAAAACUGCCAUGUUGCAUCAACAUAUCAAGGCUCAGCAUGUGGAUGCAGCCGCUCACCUUGAUAAGUGUCAGCAUUUCCUGCUUACGCGAAAGGGUAUCAACUCCCCCUGCCAGCACUGCGGCACUCGGCACAACCGCGCGGCUGUGGGGUGCUCAGUACUGAUCCGAGUGAUGAUGGACGAGCUGACAAGAGGCGCCGCCGAAAUGGACCUGUGGAAGUCCAUGAUGAACAAGCCUGGGGAGGUGGGGCAAAAGCGGCAAGGCGACCGAGUGGAGGACCUCAGUCGCCAGAAAGGUCGACAGCGCGGAGAUCGGGGGAAAGGCAACCAGAGCUUCGCGAGGCAGGCCAAACAGGCCUCCGGACCUUCUUCGCUGGACAACGACGAGGACGAUCCCCUGAGAGAGGCCGUGAAGCUCAUCACGACCCUGUCCCUUCGCCACGAGGAUGCACUGGCCAUCCACCGUCAGGACACCAGCUACGUGUUCUUCAUGAAGACCAGUCCGCCGGAGCUGACGGUACUCAGCGAUCUCAUGCGAGUCGGAUCGGAAUGGAAGGCCAAGAAGGAGCAGUCCCCAGCUCUGGUCACCCAGCCCUUGCGGGUGGUCCUCCUGGGCUGUCUCCUGGAGGCGGUGACUACCAGGAUGCAAUCCCUGCAGGAUCCAACGCUACAUGCCAAAGCACAAGCGGCCAAACUGGUCAAUCCAGCAGGCGACUUUCACUACAUGAUGUGGGACGAUGCGGAGAAGAUAUACCAGAACAAGGACGAUCGCGAAUCGAUCCCCACGAAAACGGUACUCGAGGACAUCGCGACCCUGCAGAGGCUGAUCCUCCAGCCACGAGUGGUAGGACGCUUUCAUGCCCAACGGAAGCUUGCGCCGGACAUGCAGGGGGAAGUGGUGCCAUUCGUACUGGAGAUUGGCCUACGCAACCAAGCCUCACACGAAGUCUACUUUCUGCUGGACAAGUACUGCCACCAAGCAAUCUGGCACCUGGCAGGCACGUCCCUGAGGCACGACAAACUGGGACGCGGAGCGUUGGCCAAUGCGCUGGAGAAGCUUGCAGAGAAGCUUUGA